Manihot esculenta (cassava) is the source of this 940-nucleotide messenger RNA. RefSeq names its product tetraspanin-19. The record is from RefSeq and is a predicted model, not a curated record. NCBI's taxonomy places the organism in Eukaryota, Viridiplantae, Streptophyta, Magnoliopsida, Malpighiales, Euphorbiaceae. The transcript is spliced from 5 exons. The coding region runs from base 16 to 660 and encodes 214 amino acids.
GUAACAUGGACUUCCAUGGCUCAACACAUAGAGGUUAAAGAAAAAUUAGCUAUGAUAAUAGAAUGUCCAAGAUGUUGCUUGUACUAUUCAAUCAAGUUAGUUAACUUGAUAAUGCUCUUCUUUGGGAUUGCAAUAAUCAUCUACUCUCUUUGGCUGGACAAGAAGUGGCAUCAAUUUUUUUCUCAGCUACAUCCCACCUCACCUCCGCCUUUUCCUUGGUUUAUAUAUACAUGUCUAGGGGUGGGAAUUGUUGUCUUCUUGAGCACCCUAUGUUAUUACAUUGCAUUUAAUUCUAUCAGCAAUUACACUAUCUGUGCUUAUAUUUUCAUAGCCUGCUGCCUUCUUUUCCUUGAAGUGGCUGUUAUUGUCAUAAUUUUCUUCAAGAUGGAUGUGGUAGCGCAAAUUGCUUCAAUUAUUGAUGAGUGCCAUAAAAAGAUAGAGAGUUUUCUGACAUUCCAUUUGAAGAUUAGUCGCCUGAUCGUUUUGUUGAUUUCAGCAGCACAGGAAAAGAAGAAAAAAAUUAUGUUUGGUGGUAACCGUUUUGCAGAUGAAUGCAGUUGCUCUUUCAGUGAUAUUUUGGGCAGCAGGAAUGGAGCCAAGGACAGGUUGCAAUCAGUCAAACGUUGUAUCUGGCUUCACUCAAUCCUUUUUGGUACCUAACUUCCCUGAACCUGAUGAUGCCUCAACACAACUCUUUAGAAGAUGUGAGAUUUUAUCAUAAGAGAUUGAACAAGAAUCUCUACUGUCUUAUAUUCAUAUAAUAAGAGAGCCAUUUCAAACAAGACAUUACACCAAUUAAAUUCUCUCUCCCUUUCUUCCUCUGUGGUGUAUAUUCAGAAUGAAUUUGGUAAUUGAAAAUUUUGAUCAUACGACCCUUAUAUGUUCAAAGAUUUUAUUAAAACCAUUUGAUUAUGAUAGACUUCAUGUAGGUCCCACACUA